Molecule: messenger RNA, 1405 nt
Organism: Caenorhabditis elegans
Lineage: Eukaryota; Metazoa; Nematoda; Chromadorea; Rhabditida; Rhabditidae
Gene: Y39G10AR.9
Product: WD_REPEATS_REGION domain-containing protein
Exons: 4
Coding region: 7-1212 (401 amino acids)
Source: RefSeq, marked reviewed
AUAAAAAUGGAAGCUGAAACAGCCCAAAAUCCAUCGAAAAACAUUGACGAAACGCUUUCAAUUCAACAUGAUUGGCACCUCAAUUUGAGAGAACCAGUCUCGCAGUUCUACCUCGGAAUCAAGAAAUUCGAGGCUACGAAAACCGAAUUCUUCCAAGUACAGAUCACAAAGCUUGUUGAUGAGUACGGAUUCGCUGUGAUGCCAGAGGAAGGCUCAAUUAAAUCUUCCGACUUCACUGAUGUUUCUCUCGAUGAGCAUAAAAAUCUACAUGUCACUUUCCAAGGGAGAACCACAAUUUUCGUCGGUCCUACCAGUGAGCAGAACCUCCGAGGGCUACAAUCAGCGCCGCGCUCGUUCGACGUUUCAUGUACCGGAAGCACUUUUGUUGCAGCUGAUUCGAGCGGAAAGCUGAUCAUUGCGAAUUCGAGAACUGCCGAGACUCUAACAGAACUCACCGGCCACACUAUGGACAUCUACCGCUGCAUGUAUUUCCCGUCGGGUCUCGUCGUUAUUGGCGGUGGAAUGGAUAUGGCGAUCAGAGUAUGGGCAGUGGAUAAAGUGCCGGCUCAGAAGACGUUCGUCGGGCACACAAAGGCAGUAACAGGCUUCGGGAUCAUCGGAGUUGGACGAGAGUUCCUCUCGUGCUCCAACGACGGAACAGUACGAUUUUGGAGCUGCAAAAAUGCUGCGCCAACCGAAACAUGGAGCUUCGAGAAGGGAAAAUGCAUUGACAUGGCAAUGUCAGUGGAUGACUCGAGAUUCGCUGUCAUCUGCGAAAACAAUUUCCUAUCAGCGAUUGAUCUGCACGGCGACAAGAUUCGGCGUGAUAUUCAGCUUCCUUCCGUUCCUACGGCUCUCUGUUUUUCCGGAGAUGAAGGUGGAAAAGCGGUGUUCGUCGGGUUUGAGGAUGGCCACGUGGCGGCCUAUAACGUGUCGGAUCGCCGGUUAAUCGGGGAAAUUGUCACCAAAAAAGGAAGCGUCACCUGCCUCAAAUACUAUUGCAAUCGACUAAUUGCAUCAUUCACCACCGGAAAUGUUCUCGCCUUUCCGAUCCUUUCCCUUCCCACCUCGUCAAGCAUCAUCUCCGCCGAGUACGAGCUAACCGGUGCCGAUUGUGAGCCGGUGUACGAUAUGGCGAUUUAUCAGAAGAAUAUUUAUACAUGUUGUCGUGAUGGCAAAAUUCGAACUUACAAGGCGCAAUGGAGCUUGUAAUUGAGUAUUAUUAUAUAUUUCUUAUGUUUAACUAUUAUUGAACUACAUAUUUUUGAAUAUAAAUCUGUGAUUAACCGGUAGAAAUCCCAAUUUAUUUUGUUUUUAAUUUGGUCCUAAAACCUUUUAUUUCAUCAGUUUUACCAAUUUUCCCUUUUUUUUUCUAAAAUUACUUGAAUAAGUAAAUUUAAUUCAG